This is a messenger RNA of Nymphalis io (European peacock), 995 nucleotides long. RefSeq lists its product as uncharacterized. The record is from RefSeq and is a predicted model, not a curated record. The transcript is spliced from 7 exons. NCBI's taxonomy places the organism in Eukaryota, Metazoa, Arthropoda, Insecta, Lepidoptera, Nymphalidae. Bases 67 to 972 code for a protein of 301 amino acids.
CUUUAGCAUAAUAGUGAUCAUAUUUGACUGUCGCUUCCUGUGAGCCGUUUGUAAAAUCCAUUCGAAAUGAGGUUACGUGCUUUCAAGUGGCUCCUUCUGUUUCUUUCCUGCGGACUCGUCUCGGUGAAGAGUAUGGAAGACGUUUGGGUAGAGCUUCGAGCGCCACGGUUUGUGGUGCACGGCCAUAGCGCUUUGAUGCGCUGUGAACACAAUGUCGACCCCCGAACUUUGUAUAAGGUGGUGUUUUUCAAGAACGGACAACGUAUCAUGCAAUACGUACAGGGUCGAGAUCCACCCUUCGAGCUGUACAACUUCACAGGGGCUGAUAUAAGUUUGACAAAAAUGACUCCAACAUCAAUAACAUUGGAGAGAAUGGAUUUUCCAGCGUCCGGUCCUUACGCCUGCGAAAUUGCCUUGGAAAUACCUCUAUAUUCAAAGGCGUCUAAAAUACAUGAAGUGAGCGUUAUUGUUCGGCAAAAAUAUCGUCCAAAAAUCAAGAUUAAACAUAAAAAACUUUCAUCCAAUGACGACCUAGAAGCCAUCUGUCAGAGCUCACCAGCGCAUCCCGCACCACACCUAACGUGGCUCAUCAAUAAUGUAAAAGUGGAUGAAAGACUUACCAUUCCUCACGGAACAGUAAACGUCCAUCGCCAUCAUCACGGUAUGCCGCUCUCCCUAACCAACUCCUCAUUACGGUUUCCCCUCACCAACCUUCAACUGUUCCCGAAUCAAACAGUUGAAAUCACCUGUCUCAGCACCAUACCCAGUUAUGCAAACCUCAACGACGGGUUUGCAGAUGUGCAAAACCAUACAGUUACAGUGAAUGUAAUUCGAAUGGAACCAGCGCCGACACAGUUACCCGUUAAGAUAAUUACUAUAGAACACAAUCAUUCAAGCCAUUUAAUAAUAAACCGUACUAUUAAUGUAAUAUUGAUUGUCGCUGUAUUAAAUGUGUUGGGAAAAUUUAUAUAAAUCCGUGUAUAUUAACUGUUAGA